This is a messenger RNA of Spodoptera littoralis (African cotton leafworm), 717 nucleotides long. Lineage: Eukaryota; Metazoa; Arthropoda; Insecta; Lepidoptera; Noctuidae. The record is from the annotation of a GenBank genome assembly.
AUGGGGAACUCUAGUAUUAAGCAGCAUUAUGAAACUGCGUCGAAAACAGGUGUUUUACAAUUGUCUGAUUACAAGCUGAAAGAAAUACCUGAAGAAGCUCUCAAUUUAAGUGAUAAAUUAAGGAAUUUAGAUUUAUCGAAGAACAAAUUAUCAUCUUUACCCAAUGACGUAUGUAAAUUCAAGUUGUUAAAGCAGCUGAAUCUAGACACAAAUAGAAUAGAAACCAUUCCAGAUUCUUUAGGUAAUAUGAAGAAGCUUGAGAUGUUUAAUAUGUCUAAUAACUUAAUAACAUUCCUACCAGAGUCUUUUGCUAAGCUGAGUAACUUGAAACAAGUGUAUUUGAGUAAUAACAGGAUAAAGGAGUUUCCGACACAUUUGUUGGGUCUUCAUAGUUUGGAGGUUGUGGACUUAUCUCAUAAUAAGAUAACGGAGAUACCUAAAGGAAUGUCGGAGUUGUAUGCAGCCGAGCUUAAUCUGAGUCAGAAUGAGAUAUCAACUAUCAGCGAAGACAUGCAUCUGGCUCCUAGAUUGAAGAUAUUGAGGCUUGAAGAGAAUUGUUUGAGUUUAGAAGCGAUCAGGCCGAGUUUGCUGAGAGACUCUAAAAUGCAUACUAUUAAUUUGGAUGGCAAUUUGUUUGAACAAAAACAGUUGGUGUCUGUUGAAGGAUAUAAUGAAUACACGGAGAGGUAUACUGCAAUGAAAAAGAAAAUGUUUUGA